Molecule: messenger RNA, 2857 nt
Organism: Stylophora pistillata
Lineage: Eukaryota; Metazoa; Cnidaria; Anthozoa; Scleractinia; Pocilloporidae
Cellular component (GO): extracellular region
Molecular function (GO): calcium ion binding
Source: RefSeq, a predicted model, not a curated record
GUGGUUAGCUUCCUCUCAAUCUGUCAUGAAGAGUUGGACCGGCAGAGUUGUAACUGCUAUUCUGAUUGUAACAGUGACGUCACGUUCGCCUUCCAAAGAUGACGUGCAGAUCAGCUCAGAAGAUGCUAACAGCUUUAUGAUAGCAAAGUCGCGUGUGCCAAGAGGCAUUUAUCACGAAUGUUAUGAGGAGGGAUGUGAUUUUGAGGAGGUUGAAGAAGUGUUCGGUGCCUCACAAAAGGGGUAUGAAUAUUAUUACACCUACACAUGCCAUAAAUUUGGAAAAAACUGCAAAGUACCGUGCACUUUCAGAGAAGACUGUACUUUUGGAAACUGGGGAACCUGGCGAGGAGAGGUAAAUGCUCAGCAACCCGGAUGUUACCAGCAGAUAAGAUCCAAACCAUACAACCAUCCACUUCAAACUCAAUAUCGACGCUUCAGCUGUGGUGGACUCAACAUUUGGUGUCCUCCUUCACCGGUUGAGAAGCGACAGCAAUGUGUAUGUCGAAAGGCCAAUUGCCAGCAUGGAUCUUGGGAGGCGUGGACUGGCAACAUAACAGAGGGAAGUUGUGGGAUGCAGAACAGAAUCAGACCGUAUACUUUGACGUUGUCGUUGGAGCAACAAACUGAGUCUUGUAACUCCGUACCAACCAAGUGUCCUCUUGCAGAGACGGACUAUCGAAAGAUGUGCAGCUGUCCCAAAGCGGAUUGUGCGUGGGAAGACUGGAGCGAGUGGAAAGGCUCUGUCGCACAGGGAACCUGUGGUCAGCAGAAUCGAACAAGAGGGUAUACCAAGUCAAUUGUUUAUGAGCAACAUGUAAACCAAUGUCCAGGCAAUCUCCCUCAGGAGUGCCCAUAGGCCCUCGAAGAAACCCGUACAAAUUGUAGCUGUAAAUAUGCCACCUGCUCUCUUGGCAAUUGGUCAGAGUGGGAACCAAAGGAGCUCCAAGAAGGUCAAUGUGGUCAGAAACAGACGAGAAGGAAGACAUACACCCUGACCUUUAAAUAUCAGAAGCAUGCUGACAAGUGUCCACCCCUGCCACAAUCUUGCCCGGACGACAUCGUCGACAAAAGAAUGCAAUGUAAAUGCAGAUACAGAGACUCGUGCGAUCUCAAACCUUGGGGUGAAUGGGAAAACCCGAUAACAGAAGAAGGGUGUGAAUUGCAGACGAGGACACGCGGUUAUGUUCAUCCAUUGAAACACUCGCUGCAGCAAGACUGCAGAGGCUUGUUGACGUCUUGUGUAACAGAUCCAAAGGAGAGCAGGACAUUUUGUAAAUGCAAGCACGUGGAAUGUGAUCUCGGCGAGUGGUCUGAUUGGAGCGGUCCUUCUUUGGCCCCAGAGCAAUGUGGGAAGGAGAAACGAACGAGGGAGUACGUUGCUAGAGAAAAGUUCAGUUCUGGAGAGACUUGUGAUGGACUUGUCACUUCUUGCCCAGCCGCGAAAGAUGAAACAAGGACAACGUGCAAAUGUGGAUAUGUUACUUGUAACAUCAGCGAUUGGAAUCCUUGGAAAGGUGAAUUACCGAAAGACGGAUGUGCACAACAAGUGAGAACAAAAGAUGUCACCACGACACAACGCGAAAUUUUCCAAGCAGAAAACUGUCAAGGACUUCAGACGAGCUGCCCCGAUGUGCCACCAGAGACAAGGACGUGGUGUAAUUGUUCCUUUAGAGAAGACUGCGUACUGAAAGAGUGGAGUGCUUGGUCAGAGAAGAUUCCGGACGUGGGAUGUGCUGUACAAAUUCGAAAACGUGACUUUAACAAAUCACUUGAAUGGAUUGAAAGAGGAACAUGCGAUGGUUUGGAAUCGUGUCGCGCAAUUCGAGAGGAGACUAGGACCGAAUGUAACUGUAAUCAGAUCAUUUGCUUUUGGGGAAACUGGACGCGAAAGAGUUUCAACGCCGAAACCAAUUGUUAUGUUGAGGUGAGAGUUAAAAAUGAGUCAGGCGGCUUCAAGAAGAUCAGACAGGCUGACAACUGCAAUGGAAUACCAACCCGGUGUAGAGAUGACGAGAAAGAGGAGAGAGAAGACUGUCAGAGCGGAGGACCUGGAGAAAAACCGACCACUCAAGCUCCAACUACUCUUCCUCCAACCACAGUAGCGCCAACUACUGCCGGCACAGUCAAACCACCGACCUUUGUAUACAUUGGCUGUUUCAACGACAAAGGCAAGCAGCCUCGUCCGCUGCCGAUGUUAAUUGCAAAUAAGAGGAAAGAAAUUGAUUGGUACAACCUUAGGAAGACGGUAGAAGCUUGUGCAACUGAGGCGAAGAAGAGCAGAUAUGAAUAUUUCUCGGUGCAGUUCUAUGCCGAGUGCUGGAGCGGAGAAAAUGCAGGGAAAACGUUUGCAAAAGAUGGACCGACUGAUAAGUGUUAUGAAGGGGUCGGCAAGAGAAAGGCAAAUGCUGUUUACCGGAUAGAGAACAUCCCGCCCUGCUCUUCAGAGCUUAGUUUUAAAGCGCGAGCCAGCAGCGGGGAAGUGCAGAAAAAUAACGCCUGGUGCGCUGGAAAUUCUGAAAAGUUUCAGUGGAUAACUGUGGAAUUGGAUGGUGAAAAGAAAAUUUCAGGUGUCGGCACUCAGGGUGCUGACCUUGACAACUGGGUCACGCUGUACACGGUUCAGUGGAGCGAGGAUGGAGAAACAUGGGUUACCUACCAAGAGGAUGGUCAAGAUAAGAUCUUUACGGGAAAUUCAGAUCGAUUCACUUUAGAGACACGCUGGCUGAAGGAUCCAAUCACAGCUGGUUUCCUGCGCUUCGUUCCAAAGUCAUGGUCUUCGACGUACGUUUGCAUGAAGAUAAGGGUUUAUGGCUGCAAUGUGUAAAAAACAAAAGCAAGGAAUCAACCAUACUAUGUA